Molecule: messenger RNA, 873 nt
Organism: Aspergillus pseudoviridinutans
Lineage: Eukaryota; Fungi; Ascomycota; Eurotiomycetes; Eurotiales; Aspergillaceae
Product: WW domain-containing protein
Exons: 1
Coding region: 1-873 (290 amino acids)
Molecular function (GO): protein binding
Source: RefSeq, a predicted model, not a curated record
AUGUCCGCGACCCCUCCGUCUAGUCGUCUUGACCGUUCCCCCAGCACAGAGAAAGGCGCCACGGACAGCUUAUCCGAGCUGCCCGUGGACAACCAGGAAGAAUCGACGACUCGCUCGCAGGAUACACAUGAGGAAAAACAACCAACACAGAACAAGGACCAGGGAAAUGACACAUCACCAAGCAAAACGACAGAUGCCGAAGAAAACACAACAGACCCACAUGGUGAUAAAGAAGAUGCCAAAGAGGAGGACGCUUCUGCGCCACCAUUACCAGACGAACCACUCCCACCACCGCUACCCAACGAGGCUCCUCCCGAUGAGGACGAUGGCUGGGAGCCCGUCUGGGAUGCGACCGCUCAAGCGUACUACUUCUACAACCGCUUCACGGGCGUUUCGCAAUGGGAGAACCCACGGGUGCCGGAAGCCGCAUCAGCAUCAGCACCAGCACCGGUGCCUCUCGGCGACGCCGCGGAAGGCGUGAAGGAGAAAGACCCCGUCGUAGGCGGCUACAACCCGGCGAUCCAUGGUGACUACGAUCCCACCGCGCCCUACGCGCAGCAGUAUGAGCCCGCCCUCGGAGGUGCUUCUGCGGGGGAUCCCAGUGGCUCGUACGAGGCCGUUGGUGCGUUCAACAGGUUCACGGGCCGGUGGCAGCCUGCCUCUCUGACGCCGGAGAACUACAACGAUGAGAAUAAAUCGCGGCGGCAGAUGAAUGCGUUCUUUGAUGUGGAUGCGGCUGCCAAUGCCCAUGACGGGCGGAGUCUCCGGGCGGAGCGCAGUGCUAAGAAACUCACCAAGAAAGAGUUGAAGAUGUUCAAGGAGAAGAGAAGAGAGAAGAAAGAGGAGAAGCGGAGGGCGUGGUUACGCGAUUGA